This is a messenger RNA of Wallemia mellicola CBS 633.66, 3605 nucleotides long. RefSeq lists its product as hypothetical. Gene Ontology annotation, cellular component: RAVE complex. The transcript is spliced from 3 exons. Lineage: Eukaryota; Fungi; Basidiomycota; Wallemiomycetes; Wallemiales; Wallemiaceae. Gene Ontology annotation, molecular function: protein binding. The coding region runs from base 1 to 3600 and encodes 1199 amino acids. Gene Ontology annotation, biological process: vacuolar acidification. The record is from RefSeq and is a predicted model, not a curated record.
AUGUACGACAAUGAUGAGUGUAUAGAGAUAUCAACGAAAAUCAACAAUUUAAAUUCAAAAUUAAUUUUAAAUUUAAAUAAUUACUUAUUUAUAUUCAACUUUAAUUUUAAAAUCCUUAACUUUUAUACUUUACCCUUUAGACCAAAAUCUAUUGGUUGUUAUGACGAUCUCGUUUUUAUAGAGGGAGAUGAUUGUUUGGAUAUUAUAAAACUAGAUGGUCGCAUUCAUUUAGUACACUCUAUCAACUUGAAUGGCAUCAUUAGCUACACUCAUCAUAGACAUCUCACCGUCGUACUCACAAAAUAUAAAUUGCUACUAUACAAACACUACCGAUUGUCACAAUCUGUUGAUCUACACUCAGAUCCUCAACUCGCGUCUAUAUCCCCAAAUCUAGACCUGCUGGCGCUCUCAUAUAAAGAUAGCUCUACUGUUCAUUUGUACUCUAUCACAGACACGCCCGCCCAGCUGCAACUGCUCCCUCACUUAUCUCUAAUAAGAUCCAUUCAGUGGAGAGAUAACAAUUUACUUAUCAUCGAAACUGUCGAUAAUGAUCUAUAUGCCUAUCAUCGAUCAUCACCAAGUAAAUUCGAACCAUGGACUAUCUAUGUAUCGCCUUCUCUCCUUAGAAGCUUCUGGCUCGGUCCAUCCACGACUGAUCUACUACUGCGAAGAGCUUUAUCGGAUUCUAAUUAUUUAUUACAUCAAUCAAACCCUUUAUCUUCACUCAUAGCAGAAAGAAGAUACGAAAGAGUUUCACAAAUAUCUCAAUACUCUAGGGAUCUGAUUUUAAACAUCAGCUCUGAUGGUUACAAUUUGACUAUAAACGCUAUUCAUGAUACAACUCAUGAAUCAUCAAAUUACAUUAGAAGCCAGCCAGUCGUACAUAUAAAACUACCGGACUCGAUACCGAAUGAUAUCAUCGAUAUAGAAAUCAGCUGUCAGGAUCAUAACUAUUCGCCUAUUUAUCUUCUAGCAUUGAGGGAUAACAACAAAGGUAUCCUCGUUGGUAUCCUCAACCCUGCGUCUAUAUUUGAUCCAAUACCAGACACAAAGGCUCAUCCACCUAUCGAAUGGCUUAGAAAUAUUCAUCAUACCCAACAUUUCGAUAGUAUUACCAAAAUCAAUACUGAUAGUUUCGGUCAUUCUUUGAGUACCUACUCUCAUAAUGAGAAGAGACUCAUAAACUGGAAUAUACUCGACAGCCCGUCGAAUGCGUUGCAUAAGUUAAGAAUGAUUGAAAGUGGCUCUAACUUUAACAGCUUGGAUGAGGUUCUAGACUUUAUUUGUGUCAAUGAUGUCACAGUGAUAGCUUUCAAAAAUGACAUGAAAGUGUUUAGGAAUAAUGACUUGAUAACUAAUAUGCCUUCGAAACUUUCAUCUAGUGUCACAUUUACGAAUACUAGCCAUCAUAUUUACGUGAUAGAGUAUAACAAUUCAGAGGUGUCAGUUCGUUGGUUAUCUCUUAAGAAUUGUGUAGUAGAGUAUGAACAAAGUUCGCCAGUUGAUCUCAAACAAUUAUCAGUAUCAUCAGCUAAGUUCGUCAACAAGCAUUUUGUACCAUCGUAUAAAUCUCGCUCACGGGAUCAGAUCAAAGUGAAGUUUUCGAGCCCUAUCGUAACAAUCCUCGAUAGGAAUAACAUGAUCAGAUUCUUGAGAUUAUCAAGAAAUGAACUUAAGUCUCUCCCAAUAACUACUGCAAUUGAUUGUCCAGAAAACAUCGUAAAUAUACAAUCGUGCUUCAAAACUCACCAUACAGCUAUUGUAUCAUCUGAUGCGAAAGGAUCUUACCUUAGAGUAUACAAACCAACUUCGAAUAAGUAUGGUAGUGAUCUCGAGUUUGAAUACAGAAGCUGCGGGGAAAUACGAGAUGUCGAGUUUUUGUUUUUAGACGACUUUGAGGAAGGACUGUGUUUAUUAUUCAAUGAGCGUUCUAGUGCUAAGGUAUUCAUAUCGACACACGAUGAGCAAAAGCGAUGGAUUGAGCUUACGACACUUACUUUACCUGAUUAUGAAUCUGGGAGAACAAUUGAUCACGUGACCUUCCUGCAGAAUGCCUCAAUUGGUCUCUUAUGUGGCAGUAACCUUCAUAUUCAAUCUAUACUGCAUCUUAUGUCAGUCGACAUUAAGCCGUAUGCUCGGGAUGCCCCAUUAUGUCAGUCAUCGCUCUAUGAAUUAACAGCGGAGCUUGCUGGACCAGUUCAAGAGUGGCAUAAUAUCUUCCUCAUAAACUGCUUGCGUUUGAAUGAAUAUGGUGUUCUCAAAAGGAUCUUCAAAUACCUUCAACGUGCGGUUAAGACUCAAAAUACCGGUGAUCUGCAUGCUAAAUUUGUCCAAGAGGUGGACGAUAAGGAUGAUGAUAGUGAUGAGAAAUGGCCACAAGUUGAUGAUGAAUUCCUUCAGUCAAUUGCAACACUCAAAGGUGUAGUAGGUAAUGAAGGCCUUUACAAUGAGCUCAAAUGUACAAUUGAGGCUAUAAAUUAUGCAUAUAACGUCGCAAAAAAUGCUGACGAGAAUACUUGGAGGUUCCUCGUUUUCUCAAAGCUUGGUAUCUUAGCAGAUAACAGCGUUAUAUUUGGUCAUUUGUCACAUAACCAUCAAUUGCUUAUCGAGCAACUCGAAGAAACCAAGUCGGUAGAUGAAAUAAGAUCUACGUAUCCCUCACUUUGGAUUGGCGAUAGUGAUUUAUAUCAACAGCUAAUGGAUCGCCUCGCAAAGAAAAUGGCGGUCAAUCAUGAGGAUGAAAUUGAUCCAACACUUUAUGGAUCUUCACUGAUUUACUUUGCACUUGGAAAAAAGAACAGUGUUAGUACACUCUGGAAAUUCGCCUAUGGUCAUCGAGAACGUGACAACAUUCUCAAGUUCCUCCUAAAAGAUUUCGAUAACGACAAUAACGCCAAAGUGGCAGCAACCAAAAAUGCCUUCGCAUUGCUUUCCAAGCGCCGAUAUGGCUUACAGGCUUUAGAUUAUGCGGCUGCGUUUUUCGUUCUCGCUGGUAAGACUAAGGAUGCAAUUCAAGUAUGCUUGAAACAAUGUCAGGAUUUUGAGAUGGCCUUAUGUAUUGCUCGCUUAAGAGGUGAUUGGGAGCUUUAUACAGACGUCACGAAAGAGCUCGCUAAGUACGCCGUCAAAUCUCGUAACAGAGCUUUGGCAUCAGUGACUAUAUCCAAACUAGGACAACAUCAUCUUGCUUCCAGGUGUCUGGUUGAGAGCUUUUCGACACUUUUGAGUGAUCUAGUCGAAGAACUUGGUGAAAUCAAAGAAAAUGAUUUGGCCAACAAGUACGACUUCGAUAUAUCUCUAGUUAGUGUCUAUCUUGCUCAGCCUGGCGUACUAAGGGUAGUGGACGAACGUGAGUUAGCCCUCUACACAGCCAAACAACUCAGGAAGAAUGGUACUCACGCCCUUGCCUUACGUUUACUAGCUAGGUGGAAAUUCCCUAAAAGUAGUAAAGAAGUACCUAAACCAUACUUUGCUGCAAUGUUGGCGCCAGAUCCUAUCAGUCGAGCUAGCAGCACCCCAAAGACAAAUGUGAUCGCUUCCACGCCUAAACAAUCGUCUCAGCAUGUCGAUCAAUUCGACAUGUCAGCAUUCAAUUUCUAGUAUAG